CAUUGCGUUCAUUGGUAAAAGUGAAGCGUGCGCGUGUGGUUGCCUCAACUACUUACAACUGCAACAUAAGUUGGUCUCUGUGCUGUGCGAGCUCUGAGCUUUGUUUGUGUCGUUUGUUCCAAUCGAGAAAGUUACCCUGACAUGUCUGUGCUGCGGACGUUGCUGCUGCUGGCACUAAGCGCCACCAUGGCGCUGGCCCAACGCCGCUUGGCCCUGCCAGAUCCACGGAGCUGUGCGAAUCGGGUGCGCCAUGCCUCCUACAGGGAUGCACGCGGAGUCUCUCAUUCGUACUUCUUCAGCUGGGAGCAUGCGCCGACGCGCAGCCUGGAGGUGGACUGGCUGGAUGCGAGAAAUAUUUGCCGUCGCCACUGCAUGGACGCCGUGUCGCUGGAGACGCCGCAGGAGAAUGACUUUGUGAAGCAGCGCAUAUCCCGCGGCAAUGUGCGGUAUAUCUGGACGUCGGGCAGGAAGUGCAACUUUGCUGGCUGCGACAGGCCCGAUCUGCAGCCACCGAACGAGAAUGGCUGGUUCUGGUCCGGAUCGGGCGCCAAAAUCGGACCCACAUCGCAGCGCAACACUGGCGACUGGUCGCCGACGGGAGGCUACAACCAGCCGCAGCCCGACAACCGGGAGGCUGCCCAGGGCAACGAUGAGAGCUGCCUCUCCAUCUUGAAUAACUUCUACAACGAUGGCAUCAAGUGGCACGACGUCGCCUGCCACCAUAUCAAGCCCUUCGUCUGCGAGGACUCCGAUGAGCUGCUGAACUUUGUCCGCUCCCGGAACCCCAAUGCCCGCUUGUAAUUCUACUCGUAAUUCUAAUGCUAAGCUAAAACAAA
Molecule: messenger RNA, 836 nt
Organism: Drosophila guanche
Lineage: Eukaryota; Metazoa; Arthropoda; Insecta; Diptera; Drosophilidae
Exons: 2
Coding region: 142-801 (219 amino acids)
Source: RefSeq, a predicted model, not a curated record